Molecule: messenger RNA, 583 nt
Organism: Saimiri boliviensis boliviensis (Bolivian squirrel monkey)
Lineage: Eukaryota; Metazoa; Chordata; Mammalia; Primates; Cebidae
Source: RefSeq, a predicted model, not a curated record
GCGGCGGGGUCGGCUGACGGUAACGGGGCACAGAGGCUUUUAGCAGAGCUGCUGAAGAUGAAUGCCAGAGGACUUGGAUCUGAGCUAAAGGACAGUAUUCCAGUUACAGAACUUUCAGCAAGUGGACCUUUUGAAAGUCAUGAUCUUCUUCGGAAGGGUUUUUCUUGUGUGAAAAAUGAACUUUUGCCUAGUCAUCCUCUUGAAUUAUCAGAAAAAAAUUUCCAGAUCAACCAAGAUAAAAUGAAUUUUUCCACUCUGAGAAACAUUCAGGGUCUGUUUGCUCCACUAAAAUUACAGAUGGAAUUCAAGGCAGUGCAGCAGGUUCAGCGUCUUCCAUUUCUUCCAAGCUCAAAUCUUUCACUGGAUAUUUUGAGGGGUAAUGAUGAGACUAUUGGAUUUGAGGAUAUUCUCAAUGAUCCAUCACAAAGCGAAGUCAUGGGAGAGCCACACUUGAUGGUGGAAUAUAAACUCGGUUUAUUGUAGUAGUGUGCUGUUCAUGGAAGCUGACGGCUGCAUCUUGUUUAGAGUCAUCUCUUUAUUGUAAUUUGAUGUACAUGACAUUAAAAGUACUGACAUCUGCGAA